CGGGGGACCCCGACAUGCUGUUCCGCGGAGGCUAGCCUUCAACCCUGCGCUUGGCAGAUUAAAAAUCAAGAAAUACAAACCAGAUGCAACAGUUUCUUGACAUGGAGAAUCAAGCCCAUACUACAAUCGGAGCUUCUCCUUGUGAGGCUGAGCUUCAAGAAUUAAUGGAACAAAUUGACAUCAUGGUAAACAACAAAAAAUUGGAUUGGGAAAGGAAGAUGCGGGCUCUGGAGACACGAUUAGAUCUUCGGGAUCAAGAGUUGGCAAAUGCACAGACUUGUUUGGAACAGAAAGGUCAAGAGGUGGGGUUACUUAGACAGAAGCUGGACAGUUUGGAAAAAUGUAACUUAGCGAUGACUCAGAAUUACGAAGGACAACUACAAACCCUAAAAGCUCAAUUUUCCAAACUAACUAACAGCUUUGAAAAACUGAGAUUACACCACAUGAAACAAAAUAAAUUUCGACGAAAAGACGUAUCACACCUCAAAGGAGAAAUACCCUUUGAACUGAGCAAUUUGAACCAGAAAUUAGAGGAAUUUAGAGCAAAGUCAAGAGAAUGGGACAAGCAGGAGAUUCUAUAUCAGACUCAUCUGGUUUCUUUAGAUGCUCAACAAAAAUUAUUAUCUGAGAAAUGUAAUCAAUUUCAGAAACAGGCACAAAGUUACCAAACUCAACUAAAUGGUAAAAAACAGGGCAUAGAAGACAGUAGCUCUGAAAUGCCUCAGUUGAUAUGCGAACCAGAUGCCAGUUGUGAAACCAAUGAAAGAGAUGAGUUCAUUAUUGAAAAAUUAAAAUCAGCUGUGAGUGAAAUAGCAUUAAGCAGGAAUAAGUUACAAGAUGAAAAUCAGAAGCUCUUACAAGAACUGAAAAUGUACCAAAGACAGUGCCAGGCCAUGGAAGCAGGACUCUCAGAGGUGAAAAGUGAGUUACAGUCACGUGAUGACCUCUUGAGAAUUAUAGAAAUGGAACGAUUGCAGUUGCACAGAGAAUUAUUAAAACUUGGAGAGUGCCAAAGUAAUCAAGAAAAUAAAAAAAGGCUUGAAUCAUCUUAUUCCCCGGCUAGUAAAGAAUCAGAAAAAAAAAGAAAAGAACUGUUUUCAGUGACCCCAGAUCAACCAAAUCAUGAAAAACAAUUGAACAAGUUAAGAAGCCAGCGCUAUCGGGAGGAAGAGUACCAUAGCUCUGAGCAGCAAAGGAUGAGGAAUGAAAUCUCUGACCUAACAGAGGAGCUUCAUCAGAAGGAGAUCACUACAGCAACUGUCAUGAAAAAAGCUGCCCUUCUGGAAAGACAGUUAAAAAUGGGGUUAGAAAUAAAAGAGAAAAUGUUAGCGAAACAACAGGUCGCAGAUGUGAAAUAUAAAGCUGUCAGAACUGAAAACACACACCUGAAGGGCAUGAUGGGAGACUUAGACCCUGGACGGUACAUGGCAAGUGGAAUUACCGAUAUAAAGAGUAUGGACUUCACUAACAGGGAACAUUCAAGGCAUACAUCUAUUAACAAAUUGGAAUAUGAGAAUGAAAGGCUCCGAAAUGAUCUUGCAAAACUUCAUGCCAGUGGAAAAUCAGCAUGGGCUAAUCAAAAUACCUAUGAAGAAACAGGAAGAUUUAGCCAUGAUCGUGACCCACACAGAAGUGCAAGUGCAACACCUCCUUUGCCACCUUUGCCAUUUCAAACCAAAGAAAUGGCAAGUCCUUUGGUUAGUGAUGAUGAAGUAUUCCCAAUGUCUCCCCCAGAUAUAUCUUUCCCAGCUUCUUUGGCCGCACAGCAUUUCUUUCUGGAGGAGGAGAAGCGAGCAAAAGAACUUGAAAAACUUCUAAAUACACAUAUUGAUGAACUGCAAAGACACACAGAAUUUACUCUUAAUAAAUAUACCAAGCUAAAACAAAAUAGACACAUAUGAGCUUUUAAACUUUUUUAUUUGCUUCCCCCACCCCAAGAAAAAAGCUCUGGCAAAAUAUUUACAAAACUGAUUAAUGAACCUGAGAAAUUCUGUUCUGUUUGCUUGAGUAAAUCAUUUCUGUAAGGCAGCUAGAAAAUGUAAGUAUUUUGUUCAAUAAAGCUGUUUGUAUUUCUGCAUUAACAUAAUAAAUUGUUCAGCUCCAGAGUUACUGUAAAAUAAACAUGACUA
Molecule: messenger RNA, 2129 nt
Organism: Hippopotamus amphibius kiboko
Lineage: Eukaryota; Metazoa; Chordata; Mammalia; Artiodactyla; Hippopotamidae
Gene: DEUP1
Product: deuterosome assembly protein 1
Exons: 15
Coding region: 84-1901 (605 amino acids)
Biological process (GO): centriole replication; de novo centriole assembly involved in multi-ciliated epithelial cell differentiation
Cellular component (GO): deuterosome; centriole
Source: RefSeq, a predicted model, not a curated record